AGCGCUGGUCCAAUCAAGGCACAGACGUUCACCUCCCCCCUCCCCGCCAGCGUGCGCUCCGCUUCGACUAACCCUCUCCUGUGCUCUACUCAAGCACUGCCUGCACUGCCAUAUUACCCCAGCCGCAUCUCGCCAAAAUCCGAGUCUGAUCCCUGGCUGCGAGAGAGAAUUUCCGUUGCUCAUUUCCCGAAUAUAAGAGCUCCUCCGAUCUCUGCAGACGAAUAAGCCACCACGGCUGGUCACGAAGCUUCUCUGCUCGAACCGUCUCCCCGCCCCCUCACCGCCAACCAAACACAGCAAGCCCAGCAGCUUGUCGCAAUUUUUACCCUUUGAUCCUGACGAGUACGGCCCGAUAGAGCAUACGACAGGUCAAUCGUUGCUACCAAUCUCGCCACCUCACAAAACCCCAAAGCUGUCACAAUGGACUCCGAAUCAGCUCCAGUGUCUGCUGGCGAGCGCCGCAACCAGCAGGUUGACAACGCUAUUCGUGCCAUUCAAGAGAAGAAGCCUCGCCCUGAGAUUGACUUUACUAUUCACACAAUGGAAGAUGGUACCCAGGUUAACACUAUGGAGCGUGUUUGCAAAGAUGUCCAAGCUCCCGCCAUGAGCAAACCUACCGAUGAACAGUUCUACACAGACUCUUCUCGCUCAAUGCCCGACAUCAACUUCCUCAAGCAGCACUUUUACCGUGAGGGACGUUUGACUGAAGAACAGGCUCUCUUCAUCUUGAAGAAGGGAACUGAGAUUCUACGAUCUGAGCCCAACUUGCUCGAGAUGGACGCCCCCAUCACCGUCUGUGGUGAUGUUCACGGACAGUACUAUGAUUUGAUGAAGUUAUUCGAAGUCGGUGGAGACCCUGCCGAGACUCGCUACCUCUUCCUUGGUGAUUACGUCGACCGUGGUUAUUUCAGUAUCGAAUGUGUGCUGUAUCUUUGGUCUUUGAAGAUCCACUACCCCAAGACUCUGUGGCUUCUCCGCGGAAACCACGAAUGCCGUCAUUUGACCGAUUACUUCACGUUCAAGUUGGAGUGCAAGCACAAGUACUCUGAGACAGUCUAUGAUGCCUGCAUGGAGUCCUUCUGCAGCUUGCCCCUCGCCGCUGUCAUGAACAAGCAAUUUCUGUGCAUUCACGGCGGUCUUAGCCCCGAACUCCAUACCUUGGAUGAUUUGAGAAGCAUUGACCGAUUCAGAGAGCCACCGACGCAAGGCCUCAUGUGUGACAUUCUCUGGGCUGAUCCUCUCGAGGACUUUGGCCAGGAAAAGACGAGCGACUUCUUCCUGCACAACCACGUCCGUGGCUGUUCAUACUUCUUCUCCUACCCUGCUGCCUGCGCAUUCCUCGAAAAGAACAAUCUCCUCUCGAUUAUCCGCGCCCACGAAGCUCAAGAUGCCGGUUAUAGAAUGUACCGCAAGACCAGAACGACGGGCUUCCCUAGUGUCAUGACGAUCUUCUCCGCCCCCAAUUAUCUCGACGUUUACAACAACAAGGCUGCUGUGCUCAAAUACGAAAACAAUGUGAUGAACAUUCGACAGUUCAACUGCACUCCUCACCCAUACUGGCUUCCCAACUUUAUGGACGUCUUCACAUGGUCUCUACCUUUUGUUGGUGAGAAAAUUACCGAUAUGCUUAUCGCCAUCCUUAGCACUUGCUCUGAAGAAGAGCUCAAGGAGGAAGCCAACAACUCGCCGCUCCCCAGCUCGCCCCCAGCGUCCGCCAGCGAAGACCCCGAAUCUAUUGAAUUCAAGAGACGCGCUAUCAAGAACAAGAUUCUCGCCAUUGGCCGCAUGUCCCGUGUGUUCCAGGUUUUGCGAGAAGAAUCCGAGCGUGUCACCGAGCUCAAGACAGUUGCUGGUGGACGACUUCCCGCAGGUACCCUCAUGCUUGGUGCUGAGGGUAUCAAGAAUGCCAUCAGCACAUUCGAAGAUGCGAAGAAGGUUGAUAUCCAGAACGAGCACCUGCCCCCUAGCCACGAAGAGGUCGUCCGACACCAAGAGGAGGAGCGUGCUACAGCUCUGCAAAAGGCUGCUGAGGAGGCUGCUAAUGACAAGCAGCUUCAACAGCUUUCCAGAAGACUUAGCACAGACCGCAAGAACCGUUCCUCAUAAGCUGGUUCCGUAUCCAUUCGUUGCAUCUUGGAUAACAAAAACGACAGACAACGGUUUAAAUCGCCGCACUGGACAAAUUGCGGGGUCGAGAAUAAUGUCGAGCAUUCUUCGACCCGUGUCGAAUACGCAACGGCCCUGGCUGGCCGUACGCGAGAUACACAGGACACUGAUAGACGCAGGCCUUGCCGAGCAAGGAACUAGCUGGGGAUGUAGGCGAUUGUUGUAGACUCGCAUCACAAUCGACAGAGAACAAACUCGACGAUGUACGACUCAUGAUUUUAUUUAGGAGGAUAAUAUGGACCAGUGCAAAAGAAACGGAAACGGUGGUAUAUAUAUAUCGCUAAUCAAUCGUUAAAAAUACAAAAAACUAAAGAAGUUGCUGCUUUCAUAUCCUUCAACGCCUUAAUACAGUAUAAUGUGUGUCUGAUUGUACAUGAAUCGUGGUAGAUGUUCUAUUGGGUUGGCUUAGUAGCCUUGAGAAUCUGGCAUGGUAAUACGCCGUAGAGCAUUUUCCAGCUCACAACAGAGACAUCGACAUCCUUCCAGCCAAGCUCAUCAACAAGGACGGACUUGUGGUCCUUGAAGAAGCCAUAGAGAUCGAUAAUGAUCAUAGUACCGCCAGGCAUGCACACGCGAGCCAUUUCGCGAACCGCAUCCAGACGGCCCUCUCGCUUGGCAUUGUGAAUAGCCAGGUUGGAUGUCAACAAAGAAAAUGUGUUGUCUUCGAAGGGAAAUGUUUCGGUGAAACUUGCAGUAUGCAACACGGUGUACGGUACUACAUCCAUGGCUAGCGCAUUCUUGUAGGUGGCCUCUGGCGCAUUGCCAGUCUGGUCAGCAGUGCUAAAGAUGUCGAUACCGUAAGCCAAGGGAAUAGAAUCAGAACCCUUUCCUGCUGCCUCAGCGAUGCGCUUCUUACGUUGCGCAAGUUUAAGAAGAACCAUGCCGCGGCCGCAGCCGACGUCAAUGGCUGGGUGGUCUGCGAAGGUCGAGUCGGGCAGUGCGUUGAGAACAUCGUCCCAUACUUCGAAUUUGCCCUUGAGGGUUGCAUAAAGGUAUAGAGGGGCCGCAAUGGCAGAGGCAACAAGCCCAAAAAGCGAAUCGAGACCAAAAUCAGGCUUGGCUGGCUUGGAGGGAGGGUUGGGCGAUGCUGCGACAGCCUUGAUGUGGUCUUCUGGCACGGCGCCAGUGUAGAUGCCAGCAUCGGCGGUGGUUGUAGUUGUGGCCAUUAUAAUGGUAUCUGGAUUCCCGUAUAUCUUUGGCGGUAAAGGUAGAACAAAGAGUUUUAACAGAGAAGUAAUAAAAUUGAUAGUCUUGGGUAGUCCAAUGGCGAAGGUUAGAGCUGAAGCGAGCUGAACUACAAAGGCAGGGCAUGGAUCUGCCUGCUAUUUAUCCUCCGCCAGCCACAGCCCUAGAACCCGAUCUCGCGAAUCCAAAGUAGCAUGCUAAGCCACCAUCAACACGCAAAGGCUAUCGUCAACGGAAGAUUUCAAGCAGCGCAAAAAGUAAAAUCGGCAUAAGCGAGAUUCAUCACGGCGACCGCGACGAGCCCUCCGAGGUGAAGCCCAGGCCCGACUGACGGUCGCCUUACCUGAUUAGGACAGCUGGCGCGAGGUCAGAGGCUCCGCCUCGGUGUCAACACUGGCGCUAGUGUCCGCUGAAAGAAAAAGUGUGACGACGCUGAAAUCCACUGGAAGGACCCAGUGGAAUAAAUUUAGGUGUAGAAGUGUUUUUGCUCGCUGUAGAGGCCUAAAUGCGGUAAGAGGUGUCGGAGGUGCCGUGAUGGAAGCUGAACAGCAUCGCCCUAUGAAUUCUUCCAGAAAGGUGUUUGUAA
Molecule: messenger RNA, 3937 nt
Organism: [Torrubiella] hemipterigena
Lineage: Eukaryota; Fungi; Ascomycota; Sordariomycetes; Hypocreales; Clavicipitaceae
Source: the annotation of a GenBank genome assembly